Aedes aegypti (yellow fever mosquito) is the source of this 756-nucleotide messenger RNA. RefSeq names its product NTF2-related export protein-like. The transcript is spliced from 2 exons. Bases 467 to 751 code for a protein of 94 amino acids. NCBI's taxonomy places the organism in Eukaryota, Metazoa, Arthropoda, Insecta, Diptera, Culicidae. Gene Ontology annotation, biological process: protein import into nucleus. Gene Ontology annotation, cellular component: nuclear pore central transport channel. The record is from RefSeq and is a predicted model, not a curated record.
UUCAAACAGUAAGAUUAACCCAUACCUAUCAGUAACAAUAUAUGAUACUGCUCUGAUAUUGUUAAAUUAUAUGGGAAUGGAUUCAAGCAAGAUAUGGUGGAAAUAUACCGCCACCAUUCGGCAAAUUGUUUUUGUUAAAUUUGUGCAACACACUCACACAUUUGCAUUUGACAAUAUUGAACUACAUUUUAACAGUUCGACAAAUAGUUACAUUUUGUUGGUAUUUGUAGGCGACAUUUAAUCUAGCGUUGAGUGCAGAAAAAAAAAUCGCCGUCGGAUUGCCGUCGAAGGAAAACUGUCAAGCUGAAUUGUUUACUUCUUAUUCUAAUAUUAAAACUGUUCAAGGCUUGCAAUUAAUUUAUAAAAGUCGAGUUAAAAUUAAGUUUACAAAACAGCAAUUCACAUAAAAAAAUGACAACUGCGAUCGACCCAGAACUGCGCACCAAAAAUCGAUACCGCUUGCCGGAUGGAGGAGGAAUUCACCAAACUGUACAACGAAAAAGUAGACAAGAAGCGGCAUCAGAUGACCCGGCUCUACAUGGACAACGGUUUGCUGGUGUGGAACGGAAAUGGUGCCAACGGGAAGGACAACAUCCAGAAGUACUUCCAGGAACUGCCCCGCUUCGAACACAUUAUGAACACCCUGGUCGCUCAGCCGAUCAUUGGCGACACUGUGCCCUCGCAGCUGACGUUCAUCGUCAAGGUUUCGGGAACGGUCAUCUUCCAGGACAAUUCUACCAAACAUUUCUAGAAGAC